AUGGCGGCGGGAACCGUAGACACAACCUGGAUGUGGAAUCCUGCUUUCCGCGAGGAUUCCACGUCUACCGCAGGACGCUUCGUUCACUUUCGCAAGACCUUCUUCAUUUCCGAAGAGGUACCGUCGUCCCUCGAAAUCCAGAUCACCGCCGAUACACGAUACAAGCUCUACGUCAACAAGGAGCUAGUCGCCUUCGGACCUGUCAAAGGUGAUGCCAAUCUUUGGUUCUACGAUGAAGUCGACAUCGGUCCGCACCUACGUUUGGGUGAGAAUCACAUCGCAAUUCAUGUCUUGCGACUCUUUCACGGGACUUCCUGGGGCACCAGCUUCCCACACUUGGGGUCAGGCGGUGUCCGUAUAGCAACAACUAUCGACGAUGCCGUCUGGUCGCCGCAGAUUCGAAGCAGCACCCUCUGGCAGACGGCAAUAGAUCCAUUUGUGACUCUACGCCUCGAUGAAGCUGAGGAUGACUUCUUACACGUAUACGAGAAGGUUUCGACCUCAGGUGUUGCAUCCCUGGAGUGGGCUUCAGCCGUGUUGCUCCGAUACCAAAAUUCCACAGGCGUCACGGCACCAUGGAAACUGUCACCCCGUCUGAUUCCACUCAUGACAAGGCAGAAAUGUCAGUUCAAGACCAUACAUAACGUUGAGAGCUCCUUGGGCCAUGAUGCCUGGAAGGCUGUGGUUACAACCUCCCACCUCGAAGACAGCGACAUCCUCAUCCCCGCUGGUACCAGCCACCAAUUGGACCUCGAGGCUCAGAGCCACACCACCGCCUUCAUCCGCUUCCGUUUCAAACGCCCCCAGAUUGGGGGAGCCUGCCUUACCGUCACAUACUCCGAGAGUUACGAAGACGACCCAGAGUUGGUUCCUUAUCUCCGCCGCAAGGAAAACCGACGAGACACGAGCAAGUCCCUGAUCGGGCCCAAGGACAUUUAUACUUUGCGGGGGCAAGACGGAGCCCUAGACCUAGGCUAUUACGACAAUGAAACUUCCGAGGAGAUAUACAUGCCUUUCCACUGGCGAGCUUUCCGAUUCAUCAGACUCAACAUCCAGGCUGGCUCUUCGGACCUGACAAUGCGCGGCAUCGAUAUCGAAACGACUCACUACCCUCUAGAGGUACUCUCGAGUUUGAAGAUGGGAUCAAGCGAUAGUAUAAUGGAAGAAUUAUACGAAACGAGCAUAAGAACGCUGAGGAACUGCAUGCACGACUGCUACGAGGACUGUCCCUUUUACGAACAACUUCAAUACGCCAUGGAUACCCGCAGCUCCUCGCUCUUUACAUAUUACCUAUCCGCAGAUGAUCGCCUGACGAGACAAGCAAUUUUGCAACUACAUAGCUCCUUCCAGCCGCGUAUCGGACUAACCGCGAGUCGAGCACCUUCAAGCCAGCUCCAAAUCAUCCCUCACUUUUCUCUUUACUGGAUCUGUAUGCUACACGACCACUUCCAGUUCUACGCCGACAAAGAGUUCAUUCGACCUUUCCUCCCGGUUCUGGACGCUGUUUUGGACUACUUCCAUUCACGUAUCGAUCAUCAGUUCGACCUGGUGUCUCUGAGGAAUGAAGGAGGCGUCUGGAACUUUCAUGACUGGGCUGAGCAGUGGCGGCCGUACGGUAUUCCACCAUCGGUAGUCAAGUCUGGCAUCUCGACGUAUACCAACAACUUGUAUGCGUAUACUCUCGAGGCGGCAGCAAGGCUGCAGCUCACAUGCGGAGCCCGGUCAGCUCUGGCAGACGAAUAUUCUCAUCGAGCAAGCCGGAUUGUAGACGCUAUCAAACAGCAUUGCUUCGAUGGGCAGUACUUCACCGACAGUAUUGCUGCAGGUUCAGACCCUAUGGUCGAUCGUAGCCAGCAUAGCCAGGUCUGGGCAGUCCUCAGUGGUGCCGAAUUCGGCACCACUGCCCAAAACCUGCUACGAAACGCCUUAAAAACGCCCCAAGGAGGCAAUUCACUCGUCAAAACAUCCAUCUCGAUGUCAUUCUAUACGUUACGUGCGAUCAGCGCUGCUGGAGGAUCGUUGUACGAAGACUUGUUUGCCGAGUUCUGGGGGCCAUGGCGCCACCAACUGUCGUUGGGCUUGACAACCUGGGAGGAAGAUGACGUUUCGCACCGCUCAGACUGUCAUGCUUGGGGGAGUGCUCCCAUUUAUGAGUUCCUGGCCGAGGUGGCGGGUAUACGACCUGCGAUGCCAGGAUGGGAGGAGUUGGAGUUUGUUCCGCGCGAGAGGAAAGAUGGCAUUGGCGAAGGUUUCUUGGCAUUCAUCAGACGGGGAGACGACUGUCGCGUUGCGCUUUGA
Messenger RNA from Fusarium falciforme, 2298 nucleotides. Its product is annotated as Bac-rhamnosid6H domain-containing protein. The transcript is spliced from 2 exons. NCBI's taxonomy places the organism in Eukaryota, Fungi, Ascomycota, Sordariomycetes, Hypocreales, Nectriaceae. Bases 1 to 2298 code for a protein of 765 amino acids. The record is from RefSeq and is a predicted model, not a curated record. Gene Ontology annotation, biological process: carbohydrate metabolic process.